Molecule: messenger RNA, 2023 nt
Organism: Python bivittatus (Burmese python)
Lineage: Eukaryota; Metazoa; Chordata; Lepidosauria; Squamata; Pythonidae
Gene: INIP
Product: INTS3 and NABP interacting protein
Biological process (GO): DNA repair
Cellular component (GO): nucleus; nucleoplasm; SOSS complex
Source: RefSeq, a predicted model, not a curated record
UAGGAGGAAGGGAAGCCCCAUCAUUUCUGCUCCCGGGUGCAGAGGGUGGAGGGCUGGCAAGGGUAAGAAGCGCCAGCCACGGAGGAAUAGACCCUUAGAUCAGGGUUCCUCAUGGCUGGCUGGGGAAUUCUGGGAGUUGAAGUCCACACCUCUUCAAGUCGCCAAGAUUGAGGAACUCUGCCUUAAAUGAUGCUUUUUGGAAUCCCGUGCAGAUUGAUGUUGGACCCUGGGAGAAAUCUGGGAUUCUGCCUAUGCAAAAGAUGGCAAGCCCCCUUGUUGACUAAAAAAUAAACAAACUGGACCGUCAGAUAGCUCGAAGAAAGGAUAUCUAGGUGUAAAUACAAAUUGUAGCUGCUUUUCAAAAAUUUAAGGAGGAAACAAGGAAGAUGACAUCAAACCCUUCUGGACAAGGCUUUCAGAAUAAAAACAGGGUUGCAAUCUUGGCUGAGCUAGACAAGGAGAAGAGAAAGCUGCUGAUGCAAAACCAGUCUUCCACAAAUCACCCUGGAGCCAGCAUCUCUUUGGCUAGAUCCUCCCUUAACAAGGAUUUUCGGGAUCACGCAGAGCAGCAGCACAUAGCAGCGCAGCAGAAGGCUGCUUUACAGGUGUAUCUAUUCCUCUUCCAGCAUGCUCACGCACAUUCUUCAGGAUAUUUUAUAACACAAGACUCAGCCUUUGGAAAUCUUAUUCUUCCUGUAUUACCACGACUAGAUGUAGAGUAAGAGAAAAUUCAUGGAACGAAAAACAUCUGGAUUCAACUAAUCUACUUUUCCAACUUUCAGGCAAUCAUUUGUGAGAAGAAGAACUGAAAACUGUUCAAAAUGGCUUUGAUUUUGGAUUUGUAAUAUUUUGUUUUUAGGAGACAACAAAAAAUAUAUUCUUGAAAUUCCCUGGUUUAGUCCUGUUACAUAUGCACUGGCAUUUUUUAAGAAUUCAUUUUCCCUUUCUAGCACACAGGAAUAAGGCUUUAAAUUAGUAAAGGGAAGGGACGGCGCAAUGUCUCAGUAACGUAAAGAUCUUUAACAGUGUCCUGCUAUCCACUUAUUAAAUUGAUUAUGUCUAAGUCUUACUGGUGAGCUUUGAUAGUUCCUAAUACUGUAAAAAAUAGAAUGUUGGACUUUACAAAUUCAAAGAGAAACAACCGUGUGCAUGGGACAGAUGUAUCAAAUAAAUUUAAUGUUUAAUUUAACAUAACUGAUUAGCUGAACUCUUCUCAAAGGCUUCCCCCAUGAAGCAGAAUCACAUAGAAAAGUGAACAAUCACAACAGAAAGAUAAGCACAAGAAGAAUAUAUGAUAGCCCUAACCAAAAUGACUUAAUCUCAUGAGAUUCUGGCAGCAUGAUCACCUGGAAUUUUCUGAAAGAUUAAGUUGAGAGUACAUGUUUCCACAAGACAAUGUCCAUCUAAUUGUAUAUAACGGGUGGCUGGUACAGCCUCAUUUGUGCAAGUCUCACAGCCGGAAUCUGGUAUUUGUUUCCCUUCCAUCUUUUCUUCCCACUGAGCAAAACUGCACACGCAAACAAGAUUGAGAGUUCCAAAAGAAAAGAGGGCCUUAGCAAUUGGGAAAAUGCUACCUGCUGAAUUGUUGCUUAUCAUGUAGCUCUUAAGAAAAAAACACCACCAACAGCAUACACAGGAGACAAAUAAUGUCAUUCUGGUGUAGUUGUCUCGCAUCUGUUUUAUCUUGCACAUUUGUUUGUUAUACACAAAUUUAAGACUACACGGACCUUAUCCAGCCUCUUGGCUUCCCAGCAUGCCCUCUUCUAGAGGUGCCAGCAAUGGAGGACAGCCAGUCAGAAGUAGAUUCACAGGAGGCAUGGGACACUGAAGCACCUAUUUCCUCAACUGUGUGUGGAAACAACUGUCACCAAAAGUGUUGAUUGAUAGGCAUAUACAAGUGAAUGUGUGGCAGUUCUUAAGUUAGCAGCAUAAAUUUGUACACCAAGAGUUCUUAAAUGUUUUGCCAUCACACCUCCCUUUAGCGUAAUCUUAAUGUACACACCUCCCCUAAAAAUCCAAACAC